Anarrhichthys ocellatus (wolf-eel) is the source of this 23768-nucleotide messenger RNA. RefSeq names its product zic family member 1 (odd-paired homolog, Drosophila) (gene zic1). Gene Ontology annotation, biological process: regulation of transcription by RNA polymerase II. NCBI's taxonomy places the organism in Eukaryota, Metazoa, Chordata, Actinopteri, Perciformes, Anarhichadidae. Gene Ontology annotation, cellular component: nucleus. The transcript is spliced from 3 exons. The coding region runs from base 323 to 1648 and encodes 441 amino acids. The record is from RefSeq and is a predicted model, not a curated record. Gene Ontology annotation, molecular function: RNA polymerase II cis-regulatory region sequence-specific DNA binding; DNA-binding transcription factor activity, RNA polymerase II-specific.
UGUUGUCUUUUCAAUUCAUUUAUCUGCAGGAAUGAUUGCGACUAUCAGUCUAGAGCUCACCGCCUGACUGAGGAGGUGAAAGUUGCGCCACAGGAAGAUAAACCGCAAAAGACAAUAUUGCAUGUAUACAUGAUUCUGCGUGUGCAUCGGAUGAGCGGUAUAGGGGAAUUCCUCGCGUCCUAAAAAGUAAACAGAAAAUCGGUGGAUUUGAGAGUUUGCUCAGACGAGAGAGGUCCAAGAGAUAGAGCGAGGGGGAGGAAGAAUAUCUGUGCGUGAUUUUUUGAUUUCUGCUCUCAGUCGUCUCGGCGAGUCUAGACUGAAGAUGCUCUUGGACGCAGGACCGCAGUAUCCCACCAUAGGAGUCACUACUUUCGGCUCCUCACGGCAUCACUCAACAGGCGAAGUCACAGAGAGAGAAGUAGCGUUGGGGAUCAAUCCGUUCGCGGAUGGGAUGGGCGCCUUCAAAAUAAACCACAGCUCCCACGAUAUCGGCUCCGGACAAACGGCGUUUUCCUCCCAGGCGCCCGGCUACGCGGCAGCCGCCCUGGGACACCAUCACCACCCGACCCACGUUGGCUCUUACUCCACGGCGGCUUUCAACUCCACCAGGGACUUUCUCUUCAGAAAUCGGGGUUUCGGGGACGCCACCGGGGCGCAGCACAGUUUGUUCGCCUCCGGAAGUUUCGCAGGGCCACAUGGACACUCGGAUGCAGCGGGGCACCUGCUCUUCCCGGGGCUCCACGAGCAAGCGGCGAGCCAUGCGUCUUCCAACGUGGUCAACAGCCAGAUGCGGCUGGGCUUCUCGGGGGACAUGUACGGACGGGCCGACCAAUACGGUCACGUUACGAGCCCACGGUCCGACCACUACGCGUCGACCCAGCUGCACGGCUAUGGCCCCAUGAACAUGAAUAUGGCCGCGCACCACGGAGCAGGGGCCUUCUUUCGAUACAUGAGGCAGCCGAUCAAGCAAGAGCUCAUCUGCAAGUGGAUCGAGCCGGAGCAGCUGACGAAUCCCAAAAAGUCGUGCAACAAAACUUUUAGCACGAUGCACGAGCUCGUGACCCAUCUGACGGUGGAGCAUGUGGGGGGACCAGAGCAGACCAACCACAUCUGCUUCUGGGAGGAAUGCGUCAGAGAAGGAAAACCAUUCAAAGCCAAAUACAAACUUGUAAAUCAUAUCAGAGUACACACCGGAGAAAAGCCCUUUCCGUGUCCGUUCCCCGGCUGUGGCAAAGUAUUUGCUCGAUCGGAAAAUCUAAAAAUUCACAAAAGGACUCACACCGGUGAGAAGCCUUUUAAGUGUGAGUUUGAAGGCUGCGACAGGCGAUUUGCAAACAGCAGUGACCGCAAGAAACACAUGCACGUCCACACGUCUGACAAGCCCUAUCUCUGCAAAAUGUGCGACAAGUCAUACACACACCCCAGCUCCCUCCGAAAACACAUGAAGAAGGUCCAUGAAUCCACCAAUCCAGCACCGCAGCCAUCUCCAGCGGCCAGUUCAGGGUACGAGUCGUCCACACCUCCCACUAUAGUAUCACCGUCCACAGAGAACCAGAGCAGCAGCUCCAUAUCACCAGCAGCCUCAGCAGUUCACCACACAACCAGCCACAGCACGCUGUCGUCAAAUUUCAAUGAAUGGUACGUGUAAAUAUUUUUGGAACAAAAAAAAGAAGUAGAAAAAAGACUGCAGAAUUAAACAAAAAACAAAAAACAACUGCUUGGAAUCAAAGACUUUAUAAAGUCAGCCAGUGAAACAUGGACUGAGAAAACACGGGAGGCCCGAACGAUCAUUUAAAGGCUGUCUUAAUGUCAAUGAGAGAGAAUGCAUGGACAAAAAGGAGGCAAGGACAGCCACCGAGUUUAACUUUUUUCCCCUCAAUAUUCCUUUGAGUCCUUAUUUUUACUGAGCGACUGCUCAGAAGAGAUCUCAAAAAGCAUGCUAUCUCCGGGUAGAGGCCUGAAUUUUUGUACAUAAGGAUUUCACCAAGUUGGAAAAAAAUGUAAUAUUUUAUUUUGUAAAUAAUUCUAUCACAGUUUAAGGGAAUUUGUGAAAAUGUGGUCCCUAGAUAUAUGGAAAAUGAGAUGGGUUUUAAGAAUAUUGCGAUGAAUAGACUUCAUUGAAAAGAAUGUUAUAGUCGUGAACCAAAUGUGAAUUAUUCAGUAUUACUACAGUCUACACGUCGACCUAACCGACUCUUAGUAUUAAUGUGCUUUUGUAGCCUAUUCAGUGCAACAUUUUCGUCCAAGGUCCAGUUUGAGUAGCACAGUAUCAUUGUUGUUAUUUAAUGUCAUGUCGAUAAAUCGUGUAGUGAAAGCCUGAAAUUCCGUGUCAACCUGUUUAUGUACGUGAUAAAUAUAAAAUCUCUGUCAAUUGCUUUGUCUGAAAGGAAGUAUUAUUACAUGUAAGUAGCUCAAUUUUCCAUAUUUAUCCGCAUGUAAAGGACCGGUAACAUGUUAGAUAUGAUCGGUAUUUAUGGAGAAAUGCGCUCGUAUGUAAAAUUUAGUUUACAAAAAAAUGUUUGGAUACAUUUCGUACUAUAUUAAAGGAUUAAAACAAACAAUAAUGCAUUGCGUUGGAGGUUAUUGGUUUCAUUGGUGAGGUUGAUCUCAACAUGGGUGCUGUGUGGAACUAAUGGGUUCCUUUUAUGUAAGCUGCAUAAAAUACAAUAAUUAGCUGCAGACUACAGCAGACUUUUUUUCACCAUAAUAAUGCAUUCAUCGCGGGUUCGAUGAAAGAAUUAUCGCGCAAAUAAUUCAAACUCUUUAUUUUCUGUGUGUGUGUGUGUGCAUGUUUUUGCACGUGUGUGUGUGUCAAUGGCAACAUUUCAUUUAGAGCUAAAGGUUGUGUUUCAAACGCACUGUCACAACUUCCCUGACAGUCAAUGAUAAGCAAAUUCACUCCCCCCCCUUCUGCAUCUUCUGUUUAUCCCAAAUUAACAUCCAACACUUUGCCCUGCAGUAAUGUGCAAAUUAAAUCGAUUAAUCACGGCGGUUGUUCCUCAGUGUAAACCGAGAUAGUUUGCGUUACUUAAUUGUUCCGGAAUCUAAUUUUCAAAUCUAAUUUAUUUUAUUUUCCGCGUUUGCCGGAUUUCAUAGAUUUAGGGCGCUGAGGAGUCAAUGUGGCCCCCUCAUUGUUCCUGGCUGCAGCUUGCUUGACCGCCCCAUUAGGCAGAGAUCACAUCAGCAGCCGCCAGUGAUCAUGGUUAACACUGCCAGUGUGCACGGAGCCACGAUCUGUCAGUCUGCAGCUUUGUCAGGACCGCUGUAUAGCCGAGAAGAACCAAAUAGCAAUUUUAAUCGUAAAAAAGAAUCCACAGCACAGGAGGUGCGUGUGUGUGUGUGCGCGCGCCCGCGUGUGUGCAUGGACGCGCGCCAGUUUUCCCGUUUAUAUCAGCAAAAAUAAAAAACAUCCACCAUCUUAGAUGAUUUGCUGAAAUGUAUUGAAAUGUAUUCAUAUUUUCUUUUCACGGACUAUUACAUUUGGAGAUAAAUGAAGGAUGGUAAUAAAAUGACUUUUUCGACUCUAUUUAACACUAUCUAUUUAGGUUCCAGUGCUGAUGCUUCACUGAUGCACUGCUAUAGGGAAAACAGACGCACUCCACGCCGAGUGAAUUCGUCUGAGAAAGUCACUUUGCAGCUUUAUAGAAAAAUGUUCACAUGUAACUGGACAUAUAAAUACAGCAGUUUAGAGCGGAUGUGUUAAAACUAUCUUCUAGGCUGGCGAUGUAUUCCACACAUGCGCCAUAUUUAAAUAUAAAGCUGAAGCCAGAUGGGCAAAUGUAGAUGGAAGCUGAAUCCACCUUAAACCAGUUUAUGCAUCAGUUGAACUUGAGAGAACCAUUUAUAUAAAAUAAAGAAAAUUCUGUUUAGAGUCCAGGCUGAUAUUGAUGCAAAGAUGCUUCCCUUUGAGAAUUUGAGUUUUGUUUGGAUUGGUGGUGAUUUGCCUCAUUAUGGACUUCAGUUCAUAGUUCAUCCUCCUUUUUUUUUAUUCCCCUGCUCAUGUUUUACUGAAGAGAGAAACUGUAACCCUUUGAGUCCAAAUCGCUGCUCCUUUAACGUGCCACGACUGAAUGCAUACUGUGCUGUUUAAUUUCCACUCCAGCCUUCUGUUGUAUUGCUUUACACUGAACCCACACACGGUAUCAAAAAUAAAAUACUCGCAAAAAAAAAAAGAAAAGAAGAGUCGACGACAGGCUGCAGCGCGCGAGCUAUCAGACUGCCAUAGAGCUCAUGGUGACUCCAUGAUCAAAUAGGAGCGCAGGAAAAACAGCCACUUUAAAUGUAUUUACGCUCAAGUCUGGAAAUGACAAACACUGAGAUAUGGGCAAAGCGCAGGCGCCAGUAUCAUGAAUAUUUAUCACCAGCACUUGUGGCCAGUAAACCGAGCCUGACGUUUGUGUUACCAAGGUAGACACUCGGCAGUUUAGCUGCGCAUCAAAUAUCAAACCGAAUUGGGGUUCAGCCUUUCACUUCAUGCUUUUACACGUAUACAAAUCUGAAUUGUGUUUAUGUUUUUGGCAAAUAACAUUCAGUUAAUCCACGCAAGCUAUAGUAUAUUAAUACGUUUAAAAUUAACACACAUGCUUGUUUUUAAAUGCAAAAUAGCUCUCUCUUCAGAGACACAUUUCUUAUGUCUGUUUCUGUUUUUUAAACAUUACAUGUCUCGAUAAAUGCAACUUUUGGUGAGACUUUUUGCAGCCACCGACACGUGGAUUAUAUAGUCCAAGAUUAGAAGAAAGCUAUAUCGCCUAAUCCGUGCCCCUUGAUGGAUGAGGUGCCCAUGCCCUCAGCAGUCUGAUCUGCAUGCCCAGCUGCCGUCACUCAGUGAGAACCAAAUCAAUAAGUUAAUACACAUUUGCAGUUUGGUUUAACUAUUCGGUUUCCGGCAAAAUGAUCCUGUAAGUUUAUGUGUGGGAGGGAGAGACAUGUGAUAUCUAUUUCUAACAGCUCCAGAGUCUGACAACGCUCCAAGUUGCAAGUCAGGAAAUAUCUUGCAAAAACGGUAUCCUACAGCCUCCAUCUGCUGAGCUUAAGGGUCCUAAUACAAAAAGGUCAAAUUCAAGUCAAGGCCACUUUAGUUUAUUGGCAUGCAGACAUGUCAAAACGCCUGCAAGAAACCCUGUCGUAUUUGCAGCCAUAGAAGGAUUUAAUUGCCAGACCCACGGUAAUGGAGCAAUCCAUCCCACAGUGAACGUCGACUUUGCAUACAAAGAUAAUCCAGACAUUGAUUUUUGUACACAAAAUGAUUUAUAAUCUUAGAAUAAUAGACUGGACUGGUCGUUUUUGUUCUUUUGAAGUGUGGAAACGUGUUUAUUUUAUUAUUUUUUUUAUUUUAUUUCGUCCUUAGCGAGAAGGCCAGCAGCAAAGACAGCAAAAAUAUAUAUGUAUCAUGAUUAUUUCAUUUAAAUAUGUGUAAAUAGCACACCAUAAUAUUUAAGCUUGUAUUUAAAUUAAAUCGUACACUCCAGCCUCAUACUAUCCAAACAAAAGAAGAUUGCCACCUAAAUUAUGGUCCACUAUAAACUCUCUUUAAAUCUUUAUUAUGUUCAAACCACAGCUCUUACAUGUAGUUUGAGUUGGUCAGUCCAACAUCACCGUUUUAUCUUUAGAAAUAAAAUGUCAAACCAUCGUAAAAAAAGACACCACCCAAAUGAUUCUAUAUUUUUUUCCAAUGUAUUACUUCCUUAUGAUAAUCCUGACUGGAGCUCGUGCGUUCUCAGCUCUUUUUACUUAACCACAUCCCUGAUUGGGACAUUAAUCUCCGCUUGGCCACCGCAGUCCCUCUGCCGGGUUUGGAGAGGGCUCGUUAUAGUGAAACAUAGGCUCACGGUGACCCCCGUUGCAUCAGUUGUGGUCUCUGACACGCUAUUAAGUUUAGACCGUGCAGGAGAUUUGUGGAGGCGCUGACACGGUGUUGUCGCGUCCCCUUUGACGUGUCGCUAAAUGAGGCCACUCCAAUUAGCUCUUUGCGACAGGUUGAUGCUGCUGUAAACCUCUGCAGAGGGGAAAACACCCGCGUCUGAGCCGCGGGGACGUGCAGCGACGUCGCGAUUCACACGGAGCCGUUAUGGUGUAGUUUUUGGUGGUGAAGUGUCUUGCUCAAGGGCACUCCGGCGGUAGUGGCUGAGCGAGAUUUAAUUCCAGGAAAUGCCAGCGGCAACUACGAGCUUCCGGGUACAACAUCUCGCUUUAUUUAACCCCUGCAACCAGCUUCCCAUUCAGUUAGAGCUAUUCUUAUUUUUAUUUUCAAUUACAUUUUUGUUUGCACUGUCUUAUUAUUUAAUACUUUAUAAUAACGUUUUCAUUUUUUUUCUCUCAAUUUGAAAUACAGACUGAUUUGCUUGUGUUUAUCAUGAAGGUUGAAUAACAUAAACAUAGCUGUUAGUUUGUGUACACCUGUCAAUUACACAAUGAAGUUUCCAAUCUUGUGUUUCCAAUUUUGUUGUUAUAGAGCCACAGCCUUUUGUUUUAGACCAUGCAAGUGCAGCUGAUUCAUUAUAGAGGCGUAAACCAUGCAGAGGAUUUCUCAUAAAUUCAUUAGCCGGAAGGAAAUCAGCCCACAUUUUCCUUUUAUGUGUAAAAAAAAAGCGAUACAUAUGGUGUCUUAAUAGGAGAGGUCUUCUCGCUUACAGAGCAGCUUGUCGACAUCUGCUAAUCUGAUGAGUCUUAUAAUGACUUCUUAUUUCGCAAUGAGGAUGACCAGACAAAGAUAAUGACUGACAGAUUCCCUCUGAUCCAUUCCAUCAGGGCAAUGCUUUUUGUCAGUGUGCAUCAUGAGGUGUCCCUGAGGGAAAUAUGGCUGAAACCAUAUGAACUCCUAGUUUAUAGUGACGUUAAGCCUGAUGCGACCUGAUGUUUGGGGUUCAUCCUGUUGCAUGCUUUGUACCCUCUUAAAUUUAACAAUGAGUCCCAAUUAACCCAUUUACUAGUGUUCUGUGUGGCAUAUGGUGUUUUAAAUUGUUAGUAGACCCAAAUUAUUUCUUACUGCUUGCGAUUUGGGCAUCUUAGAAGCCUUUGUUCUCGCUCAUUACCAGUUCUACAAAAACAGGAAUUGCCCAAACUGAUUGGAAAUUUGUCAGGGGAACAUGUUUUUUUUUCUAAUUUAAAUUGUUAGUCUGUCCUCAGGGUGGUUUUGGGUUAGUUACGGUUUGACACUUUACAAUGCGUCUCUUCAAAAACUUGAUGUAGUUAAAAGAUCAGAACGACUGCUGUUGCAAAUUGCAGUCGCAGUCAAAAACAUCAAAAACAAACAAAUCUUAAACCCAAGUCAGGAUAUGAAUGCUUUAACAUCCAGCAGUAUUUGUACAUAUUAAAUCAUGGCAGCAAAUGUAGCGAUGGCUAGCCUCUGCACAAUGACUUUAUCUCGGGGUUGCCUGAAAUUCAUUGUUGUUUUCCUCCUGGGCUUCUUCCCAAAAGCUUCAGAUAAUUGUGAAGGACAAGAGGCAAUAAAUAGGUUGUUCUGCCAGCCAGGUGCCCUGAGUGCAGAUAUUUAAACUAGAAAUGGAAUACAUUUUUUUGUGUAAAUCAUUUUAUUAAAAAAAGUGUGCAAUGAAACCAACUGGAAUCAUAAUUCUUCUGGUUAGCUGGCUCGUGCCUGCAGAAUUGCAUCUACUUUCAUUACUAAGUUAAACUCCACACUUUCCUUUCUGCACACGUUUGUUGCCUGUUAAUUGUUAAGGCUCAGUCGUUCAGUUAGAUCCUGAAUAUGGAAGAACAUCCAUCAUCAUCCCUCCAUCAGUAGAGUCCAGCUCACACUCAGGCUGUUUGUCAUAUUAAUGUGUGCAUUUGUAGAUAUUAUCCAUUUCUUAUUAUUGAAGCGUUUACUGAAAAGAAUAACACUGUCAUUCAGCCAAAACCUGAAAUCCUGCAGUAAAAUGUUUACGACUCAAAGGAUGUCGAUGGAUAGAAAUGUCACCAAACCAUUGUGACGUCUUUCUAUGCAGUAUAGGUAUCAACCUUGUUGCAUUUUAACAAGAAAAGCUGUUGAAUUGUACCGACUGAUGCAACGCUUCAAUCAUACCCCGAUAUGUUCCACCUCUCUGCAGUGCAUUCAUUUAUAAUUACACUGGUAUCUCAGAAAGAGAGUGAUUAAAAGUCGAAUUUGGCAAACAAAACGUGGCUUGUAAGGUAUCAUCAUAACAGUGCGCUUGGCGUAGACAUUAUUUCACCAGCUGCAUCAGCAGGACACGGGUGGAAAUGCAACUUUACUGGUGAUGGGAGCCAAGAAAGAUCUGGAAGCCGAAAGUGUUUGUCUAUGUGUGUUGAACUCGAGCAGGCAAAGAAUAUUAGCUACCUAAUGUUGCCAGAGGAUAGAUCUAGGGGGAAUAUGACUCAUUACAGAGAAAACUGGCAACAUGGAACCUCACUUGGUAUAUGAGCAGUAGACUGUCAAAAUUCAAUGUUAAAUGUGUAAAUUCAUUAUGUAGGCUGCUUGAUCCUGCUCAACAAUUUUACAACACGCUCCGGCCUGUGUGCAGCAGCUGCUCCUGUUCGUAUCUCGCAGUUCGAUUUGAUGUCUUUGACUCCUUAUCUCACAGCAGACUGAGUGACUCGACGUGGUUUAGGUGUGAAUAGAUGGCAAUGUGUGAUGUAAUGGGGUCACGUCACUUCCAGGAGCUGCGGCGACCUCUGUGCUCCUUUGACAGGGAUGUGAAGGAAGUGUGUGAAAGCAAUAUUAAAUACAUGCCAGGGGUUUUUGAAUUAAUUUCAGGCCACGGCGCUAAGUUGAAAGUGCACAGAGGUGAGACGCUGGCAGGUAAUACAGCUCGUGACUGCUCGGUUUCUUGUAAACAUGCAGGUUAAUAAUACAUAAUGUGCUAACAUACUAAUAAGUGAGGAGGUUGAGUAAAGGGCUAUUUUGUAAAAUGUCAAACGUAAACCAAACACCCCAAGCUAAAAGGUAUUUCUCUGAUGCUACGUUUGCUUACAUUUUGAUGACUCAAGGUGUAACGGACCUGAAAAAAAGCCAUUUUCGGUUUUGUAGCGGUGCAGCUCGGUUACAUUUUCCAGCAUGGACAGUGUAUCACUUCAUAUAAACAUCCUGGCAGACAAGAAAUCCAUCUACGCCACCUGAGUGACCGGCCGUCUGACGGUUUCAACUGUGAUCAUUCAGCGUGUUUGCUGAUAAUAAUUCCUAAAUGAAACGUCAUGCGUCUGCAUGACAUUAUAAGGCCUGUGUAUCCCAUUAAUUACAAUUGCUCGUUUCUCACUCAUGGUUUGAUUGAUAAUGAUUGGCCCAAAUUUGCUCGGUCCAGGUGUUUGCUGUUUAUUAUUUUUCCACUUUCUUCAAUUAAUCACUAAUUGAUGUUUCCACCUGCAAUGGAAAUUAUACUACAACUGGCCAAAAAAACUCACACUUGAAACUUUUUUGUGGAAAAUGUAUCACAAUAUUUAGCGUUGAUGCUAUGAUUUUAGUUUGCUUAAUGAAAAAUACAUUUUUAUGCCUGCAUGUACAGCAUGAACAUAGUCAGUGUUUGAGGGUUUUGAAAGUAAAUGACCAGAGUUGAUUUUAAUGCUCGCCAUGUCAGAGGAUUAUGUCUUGGUUGAGGUUGGGUCACUGUGUGGGACCUGACAUGAUGUUUAAUGUCUGCAUAUGGAAACACUUUGUAGUCAGACUGGAAUGUGUUUGAAUAAUGUUGCAUCAAUAAAGACUUUUUUAUUACAAUAUGUGUCAGAAAAUGUUCUCUGUUUGUCUCUGACGAAUGAUUCUGAAUUUCUCUGAAAUAUGAAUUUGUUGUUAAAGGUAAUCUAACUCAGUGUGAGAUGCUGUUUUUCUAAUAAGGCAGAGCUUGAACACUCUAUGUAGAGUUCUGCUUUACCGAGGUCUCUAAAAUCUCUGUACUCCACUGAAAGGGCAAAUAAAAUGUUCGCACUCACAAAAGGUCAAGUCUCUCCAGAAGAUCAAGUUCUGAAAAACAGCGAGGCUUUAACCCACAAAUAACAUCUAAACUUUGCAAGAUUUGUAGGAAUGAAGACUGCAAUCUAGAUGAAAGUGUUUCUGGAGCUCAUGAGGAAAGCAGCAUUACGACUGAAAACCACAUCAGAACAUCAAUAUAUGCGUAGUGCAAGUUCUGUUGCACUGGUGGUGUACGUCUUAGUGGGAACUUGUCAGCAACUUAAAAAUAAAUAUUGAAACUUUGCACGCGUUGCAAGAUGGAUCUUCUACAGCAAGACAUCAGUAUAUUAAUGCUGCAGUUCUAACCAUCAUUUAUUAAUACAUAAUUAUGGUUUCAAUCCACUGUGAAUAAUCUGUCUGUUUACUCAUAGCAAAUAGCAGGACUAGUGUUUAAGUGACACGUUACUUGUAUGCAACCGCUUGUUUUUUGGAAUCGUGUGACAGCCCCCUGCACUGCAUCCACACUCAGCUAUUUGGUAUAAAGCCACGCGCAGCAGUGGUUUGUGUCUAAUGGACAAGUGUUGAUAAGUCCUUAAAAAAGAGCAUCCGGCUGAACUUCUCGCUAAAGGUUGUUUCCAAACGUAUGCGACGUACGUAUCCAUCUGUCAUGGCUUCACAGAAAUCUGCAGACCCCGUCCUCAAGCAGAUAAAUGGCGGCAUGUUGCUACCUAAUGGCGAGCGGAAUGAUUGUUUGAAAGCAGCUAUGUAUCUGUUGAAAAUAUUAUUUCUCCAGUUUGUAUUUUCUUUUCAGGAAAUAAUUGGGUUAUGCUUAAAAACCAGAAUCUGUAAUUGAGACUCACUGUUGAAACUCUGUCACUGCACCACUGGCUUUGUUUAUGUUUUGAUUCGUGUGAUUUAUUCAUGUUAAAAAAUGAUCAACUGAGUUCUUGAAUCAGAGUAAAACAUCCCAUUUGAAUGUUUUGGAGCUUGUAGUUUUCUUCAUUUAGGCUUUGCAAUAAUAAUUUGUGUUUCAAGUUUAAUAAACAAAUAAUUUGCUGGUUCUGGCCACACAAUCUCAUCAGUCUAGUACUUUGCCUGCUGGUGCUUCAUGAACUGAACCUUCCUCUCCUCCUGUUUCUCUAAAUAUAUUCAGGUCAUAACACCCUGUGAUAUUAGGUUUUGCACUUACAAUACAACAUGUGAAGAGUAAACACAAGAAGCCACCCUCUUCCUUUCUCCUCUUCGUGCUUUACACAGACAGAGAGAUUGAAUCGGGAUUAGAGUCCAUAGUAACAUAUCUCUAAAAUAGUAUUAGCAUCAAGCACUGCAAGUUAAUUAUAACCAAAGGGGGUGUGGGGGGGGGAUUAGUGGUUUGAUCCCUGGCCUUGUUCAACAAAACUGUGAUGUACUGUAAGGUUUGAACACUUUAUCCCUCUGGGUUACAGGUCGAUUCUUUGCCAAGUGCACCGCAGCAGCCUUUGUUCAAUGAGCCUUUGACAACAUAUCACACACCUGCUUAUGUGAAUUACAAGAGUUCUAUUCAUAUAUAGGGAGGCUGUUUUUGACUAAGCCUUCUUCUUAAAAAUCAACUUUGACUACUGUCUAAUGUUUUGACAUACACAUUGUAGAAUAAGAUAUAUAACACUACAGAGGACCAUUUAGGAUUAUUUGCAUGCCUAUUUUUGGGAGGCCUAGAUUUGAGAGUCUGACUGAUGAUAUGCGGUCGACUCGUAAAUAAUUUCAAAGUUACAUCACUCGGUGGCUUUCAGCUGCUUCUGCGACAACCCGACCUCAUGCGCAGCAUUCAAUAAAUCACUCAUCCCUGACACUUUUGCUGAUGGUGUUUGACGAGAAUAUCAAACAUCCAUUACAAAACAUUAUUUUUUUCCAUCCAAACAUAUGUUUCAAACAGAAACAACCAAACUAUUUUUUUUUUUCCUCUUUCUCUUCUUAUGCAAUUAAGUUCAUUCAAGUUGAGGAUUGUUGCAUGUGCAGAUGGUUGGGAGACGCAUCAAUCUCUGUCAGCGGUAUAAUAAUGCAGACAUUCCAUACUGGGACACUUCAUGAGCAGAGGAGGCACAAGAGAGCGGGAGUUCCCCAAAUCAAAUAAAGGCUUGUGUCCCGGCUGAAGUCUGAGAACCAGCACCCCAGUGAGGAUGCUGUGGGAAUGAAAUUAUACGCAGCCCCCUGGUUGCACUGUCUGCAUUUUUAUACAUUACAGUUACAGAAACAUUAUUAAGGUUCAUCAAAUGAAAUUCAUGUGUAACAUGCAAUAAAACGUUCAUCUUAGUGAUGUGUAAGUCUGAGCCAUGUUACUUUUUUAAUCUGAAUCAUAGUGCAUUUAGAAAGUCAUUGCAGUUUAAUAUUAAGGUGGCAUUAUUGUAAAAAAAAAAAAAAAGAAAGAAGAAAUUAAUAGCCUGAGCAAAUUAUAAGCAUACUGUGGCGUUUCAAAUGAAUGGUUCUGGUUAUAUUUAUCAAUUUGAAUGCUUUGAGUUUCCCAAAUCUCACUAAUCUCACCCCACUUUGUCACACAAACAUCGAGCUCCAUCUCUCUUUAUACCGUUUCCCCAGCCUUCUGGCAUCUAUCUCUUCUAGUGAUCUUACAUGCACUGAACAAUCCCACCAUGGAUUCCAAAGCCAUAAAAUAUUUGGCAGCACUUCUGAUUCAACUUCUUUUACAUCCCUCGACUGUUGGUCCCCGGCUUCAUGUUGGCAUCACAUGUAGAAAAUUCUGAAGCACACGUUGGAGUAACACAUGGAAAGUAUUGGGGCUGCAGGGAGACAUAGGCUGGAGAAUGAUAAGACUGGAUGCCCUUCAUCUUUCUCUGUGAAUACAGGCCUAAGUCAAUUUUACUCUCAGCGUGAGACUUUCUCCAGCCCAAGUUUUGAGUAAAUCCAAUCAGCUGUCCGCAGGAUUGAGAUGUAGAGUGUCACUGAUGACAGAGUUCGCUGAAAGGAGAUAGAUGCAGUCCAACAUUUUUAAUGAGAUACUACUCUUCUCUUAGCAAUUAUCAUUAAAAAGGGAGUCACGCUUUAAGACUUAAUGUACAUUAAGAAAUUACCAAGAAGCUACUUUUUAGUUGAAUUAUAAUUUGCUCCCCCAGGUCAAAACGGGCAGACAGUUGGGUAUAAAUGUCUAUUCUAAAUUCCAUUGUUAUUUUAAUACACACAAAUUAAUUGGUAAAUUUGACUAAACAACAUUUCCUCAAAGUUGUCUGAGACACGGUUUCUUUAAAAAAAACAAUCACACUAGCAAGUGUGUGUAUAUUUAUGGAGCCUCCGUCAUGUUUUGUGUGUGGCGAGCAGAGAUUUAAGCUCUGAGUUAAGCAUGGCAUCGCUUGAGUGCUUUGGCAUGGCAUGAAAUCUCUCCGUCUGCCAGGUGCCAGCUCCCAAAUCAUACUUCCCUCAAAUGUGCAUCACUUUUGACAGGGGGACUGUACGGGGCUAUCCUGCACUCUCUACAGUGCUGCUGUUCCAAGAAGACAGACCACAUACAUGCAGCCCACCCACCCCACAUGACCCACUCCACUCCAUUUUUUUUCUUCUUUUGGGCACCUUCCCAUCUCCACCCCUGUCUCUUUCUCUUCUAAUUUUUUGAUUGGCUUGAUUCCAUGCUCAUUAGCAUGUCCCAUUAUCUUCUGGAAUAUUCAGGGGAAUGUUUCCAGUUGCUGCCGUUCCAAUUAUUGUAGCGUACAACAUGGUUCAUGACUUUCAAGUUUCUGGAAGUGUUUCAGCUUUUUGUCAAGGUCUUCAGUCACAUGUGAGGGGCUGUAGAUUUGUCAAGGGCAUCUGUUCUAAGCUGGCCCAGAAGACAGACAACGCGGCAAAGAGGGAGUGGAGGGGGGGGGGGGGGGGGGGGCCGGAGCAAGCUGGAAUGAUCCACCUAGAAUUUGUUGAAUCAAAUUCUUGCACCUGGAUAUAAUUGUCCUACUGCUGUGCUGGGAGUUGCCACUGCCACAAAGAGAGCAAAUUAGUGGUUCGAAAAUGGCGACCUGUCAAGACACGCAGCCUCACCUGGUAUAAUAUUUUACCAAGACAAAACGCUUUCCUUGCAUUGCUGGUUAAUGAUUAUUUUGUUUACCGGCUCGAUUAAAAACACUGAGAUGAUGAGCAUGAAAUCAAGCUGCACAACAGCAAACAGUACAGCAGUGUGUAAUAGAUCCUCAAAGAGCUAAAUGAUUCAUUUACAUGUGAACUAAAUCAAAUGCAAAUGGUUUUGUUUAGUGUUUAAACCCUUUUUUUCUUCUUUUGUGUCGAUUUAUGUUUUGAUGCUCAUGGGCUUUUUAAAGGGGAAAAAACAAUGGCGCAGUUCAGAUAAAUCUACAUCUGGUUUGGUAUAGAAACAAUGCACAUGUAUUAUAUUUGUGGUUUGCCAUAUGGAUACAUGAUAAACAAAGGAUUUACAUAAAUCUAAGGAAUUAAUAGCCAGUAAUAGUAAUAUCUAUCAGACUCUUGAGUGCAACCAAACUCUAAUCCCUUCUUGUGUAAGAUCAGGGAGUCCUUUCAUCUGGAUUUGGAAUCUGGAAUGUAUAACUUAAACACACUAAGCCGUUAUAUGUGCAAACUCACUUACGUGCGGCUGCUUUUCGGUCAGCCUGGAGUCUCGCAGAUUGUGUGAGUGGAAUAGAAUUACAUGUUCUUAACUAAAUAAUGCAGUUUACAGAGAUGGCAAGGAUAAAGAAUUGCAACCAUGGGGGGUCUGGACAAUAACUACGAGCAUUGAUGAAUCUUGUGGAAGAUAACAACAGGCCUAAGCAUUCCUCUAAGAAUAUUAAUGGAACACUCUCGAUUUAUAUUCCUUCAUGAAUUCCAGCUGUAUGUGAAGUUUAUUGUAUUCAUUUUCAUCCGUGACAAAUUGGCAUUGUUACAUUGCAAAAAAAAGGUUAUCAUUAAUUUUUAAUCUUGGCAAGCUAACCAGUGCAGAAAACACCAUAAUUGAUCAUACGUUUCUCUAUAAAAUGGCCACCUUGCAUUUAGUAUCCCAUAUGGAUGCAAUAUUAUAGUAAGCUUUAAAAUAAAAUGAUAAUUGAAAUCAGAUUUUUGAAUUAAAACCAUUUAUAGUAUGCAGUUUUAUGGAUGGGAGUGGAGGGAGACUUUUACAUUCUGUUUCUAUGACUCUUCACUGAAGGGUUAUUUUGUGUUGGACCUGGCAGGGUGGUAAAGCAAUGCGGUCAGAGUAUGGUUAGGUGUUUCAUGGUUGCUGGGUGAAGCCAUGUAAGCAAUGUGGCAGCUCUGUGGCCUCUGAAUGUUUUCAGUGGGGAGAAAAAAAAACAUGGUUUGGAACUUAAAGUUGACAGCGAAGUCGGGAGUUUCCAUUAUUUUUCACAUUUUGUGGACUGGAGGCAAAGCUUACUAUACUUUCAGAGAGUCAGAGUCAAAAUAAAAAAAUCCUGAAAUAAUGAUUCAGACCGCUGUAAAAACAUCACCUUAUUUGACUUCGAGGCCUGCUCUCUGGUUGAAAACAGAACCAUUUAUUGUAGCAUGAAAAAAAGUGUCCCUAGUAAUGCAAGGAAAAUAUGCAUCCAGCUGUCUCAUUCACACACGAUGAAAGAGGUUUUGGAGGAAGCAAUUGCUAAAUCUGGAGUAAUCCAUCACGGUUUCUCCGUUCUCUGCACCUGCAUGGUGAGGGGACGUCCCCAGGGGACCGGGGCUAUAGACACUGUGGUACGUAGUCUAAUGGUUGAAUCAGCUGGCAGGUGUGCCCCAAAAGUUACUCUGCCACCUGCACACUGGACAGUCCCUAAUUGGUGUAACUGUUGUAUUGCUUAGCUGGACAGAGAGACACACCUGCAUGGGCCAGGAUGGAUUAAAUACUUAAUGGGUGUGCCUUCUUCUACUGGAGAAAACAAACAAGUAUCCUUUGAAUCUCUGGCUUUUCCUUUUUCAUCAUUUCAAGCCUCACCUGGGCCUUGAUGAAGAUGCAAUAACAAUAUCAACUGUGAAGUUGCUAUUAACCUGACUGCAAGCUGCUAUAUAUCCAAAUCAAUUUGACACAUUUGUGUUUUGAUCGGUCAUCAGCUCGUCCAGGAUGUGAUGAUCCUGAGGAUAAACCAAGAUGUGAACAGUAGAAGAUAAAUGCGGCGUUGAAUUGCUCGUCUAAUGACACGCUACACGGAUUGAACAACAGUCUAAGUGGCUUUGAGCUAACAAUGAAAGAGACGAGCAAGAAGCUCAGAAACACCAAUAUGUUCUUUUAAGUUGGAAUAAAUUGACCCCUUUCGUCCCCCAGAGUCUAUCUGUGGAGCUUGAAUGGCCAUUAGUGCCAGCAUAAAACAAAUGAAACCAGCACAAGAUCCAAGAAAGCUGAUGCUAAUUUCCAACUACAAAAUUCAAAGUAUGCAAUUACAAAAAACAAGCUCCAUGUUAUGUUCCCUCUGUUAGCCUUAUGUGUGGUCUCUUUAGAAGAUUUUAGUCACAAAUGUAACUAAUCAGAUCACUAUCAGUGUUGCGUGCUGCACAUCUUUGAUUUCUUUUGUACACAUUCAAAGGAGACAUUUUUUUUACGGAUCAGUGUAUCUUUGUUGCAAUAAUAUGAAUGUUAUAGUAAUAAACUUGUGUUGCUGCCAGCCAUUAAUGACAGACUUGACCUACCCAUGUCACAAAGAAGUAGCUCUUUGCUUAUGUCCCCUCCCCCUAUUGGGCAUCGCUCUACAUGCAUUCACUGUAAAGAGCAGGAAGACUACUAAAGGCUGAUAGCAACAUAGUAAAUGGAUUUCAAUGAUGCAGCUAACAACUAAAAGCACCCGACACAUAGAUAGUUGUAUGUAACUCGUAUGUUGCUAACUACUUAGCCUUGUUGCAGCUAGUCUGUCAUUCUUCACUACUUUUGAAGUAUUUGAUAUUAAGAAAGACAUUUUCAAACUAAGGCUUUUGGUGAAGUCAUGGUGAGGUAUGGCAGAAGGUACGCGUUUUGUUUUAUUUGAUAUACGUUCCUUUCCAAGCCCCUAGUGACAGGGCUGAUACGUGAGACAAUUUUAGCACAGUGGCCACAAUUGGAAUUGCAGGUCACAUGACACCUGAUGGCUCAUACACAAUAAUUUAAAAAAGCAAUGUACAACAUUAAAAAGAUAAAUUCUGAUCUUCACAAACACUUUGAUAAUACGCUCUUUAUAUUGUCUUAUUAUCUGCCAUUAUGUCCUUUUUUAUUAUUUAUUACAAAACGCUGAAACCUAAAGAUCUAUUUCAGCAGUAACCUGGUGAGCAACUUUCACUGGAAUGAAUGAAACGCAGCAUCCAGAUCCCUCAAUACAUCUACAGCAUGAACCUUGAACUGUUCAGCAUCAACAGGGCUUUGUUAGCAGAAUGGUCAAAUUACUAUUCAAACUCAUUGAUGAACAAUCCAACAGAUAAAAUAAAUAAUAUAAGUUGGAUACUUUACUCCACAGUUCAUUAUCAUACCUCCACACACAUGAAUACUAAACAUUCAGUAUUUACAAUAAUUACAGUAUAAUAUUUGCUGUAAUUACAAUCCAUUACAAAGAUGACAUUAGUGUAAUUUGUUCUUCAUUUUUGACUUAACUGCCUCAUCACACAGAUCCAACAUUGCCAACAUAAACUUGUACUGUUCAGUGACUAAAACCACCAAGCUGGUUUCUACCUGGUUUCAUCAUUAAAUCGAUAAAUAUGCAUUACGUCUUGUUUGUUUUGAUGAUGUCAUUCAUGAUGUUUUGAAGCUACUUUUACUAAUUGUGAUUAUAUCUUUAUUUAUAAUAGGAAGAACGUUCGUUUUUAUCAUCUUUAAAACAUUUUGCCACCUCUCUCUUACGUAAUGAUGCAUUUACUGUGCUAUUCUUAAUACUGUGUGAAUAUUUUGGCCUCGUCCCAGCUGAGAUGUGUGAUUUAACAAAGAACAGGCGGUGGGGAAUAGGAGGAAAGACUGCGCUAAUGGCUGCCAGCUAACAUAAAAAUAUUUGAUGUGUAUCCCCCCGAGGAUAUCAGAUACAACUAGUUUAUUUUUGAACUUGACACAAAUAGAACCACACUUUCUGCUCUCUACGUGGAGCUCCCAAGUGUUCUCUUUGCUAGGCUCAACCCGUCUUCGGGGCAUUAGUUUCUAGUUCUUGAGAUUUAAACUGUGGCCGCAACACAUAGUGUAACAACUCCCCAGAGAGAAGCAGUGAUUGCACUCCAGUGCAUGAGAUGAUGUUAUGUUUAAUGUGUCAGUUUAUUCCUUGAGGGGUUCCCAACAUCUGGCGUGCUUUGAAUUGUUAGGAUGCUCCCACUUCCAUGUCUUUCACUUCUCCUGAUUGGUAAAAAGCCUAUGUUCCAUUUUUUUUACAAUUUGUAUUCUACAGUUGUCAUUAUCAAUUGGGCAAAGGAAAGUAUCCAUUUCCUGUUGUAUUCUACCAGUUUCCGUCCUUGUUUUGUUGAUUCCCUGCAACGUGAUUACACUGAAUAUGGCAGCUUUUGCCGUCUGAUAAUAAUAAUACAAAAUGUUAGGAUACUCUCUUUGAGUUUCAGUGUUACCCAGCCUCACAGGUACCGAGAGCAGCUCUCUGCAGCCGUCCUUUAGUGAGCUCUACCAAAUUAAAGGCCAGCUCCCUGCAGUAAAAGACCCUGCCGGAAACUGGGUUUGAUUUGUUGAUGUGAGUGCGCUGAGGGCAGAGUGGGGGCCAAGCAUUAAAGGGAUCGAGACAACAGGCCAUCACUAAUCAGAGAUCUCAAGGUUGCCAUGAAGUUAAUUGUAAUGCAGGUGGCGCAAGGGGAGGGGGCGAAUAAGAAAUGUCGACUCCUUUACUGCCUUGGCAGCCAUUGUGUUCUAACAUUAAGCCCUAGGGCUAGGAUUUGGCUUUCUCUCUCGCUCUUUCCCCUGUGUCCUCUUUACCUUUUAAUUUCUUAUUAUCCGCUGAUUCCCAUUCAACCUCCAUGGGUUAAAGAAAACCCUUUGCCACGUGUCAAAAGGAAAUGUUAAUAUUGAGCCUGUCCUGGCUGUUGUGAUGCGUGGCAAACCACUGUGGUGAUUCGACAGUGUAUUUCACAUUCACUGGAAGCACUCCUGUUGCAUCAUUGUUAUUUGUAUAAACCGACAGAAACAGCAGACCCUGCUUGCUUUUGUGUCGUUGAAAGGCCAUCUCCACAGAAGAGCCGGGUCAUGAAUACACAAUAGGACAGUGUCCUCAGAGCAGCAUUUGUUUUAGCCCAGGUUUUGUUGUUUCUUGUUACCAUUUUUCCGGGAGGUUGGACUGAGCUGCAUUUACCAUGUUUUUCAUGUGAGUAUUCCAGUGAGCUGUUUGAAAGGCUGUGGAGUUUAGAGAGACAGACACAUCACUGAAACAUUGAGUUUAUAAAGUACUCUCACAAAUGUUUGUUUGUGUGUGUGUGUGUGUGUGUGGAGGAGGCUCAUAACAUUCAUCAGAAAAUUGCAAAAUGUAUUUAAACGCUUACAUGCUAAAAUAUACCUAUGGCUGAUGGGAAUGAAUUUGUCUAUAAACCAAUGUAUCGGACAUAUUAGACUUUUUUUUUGAGUAGAAGAGAAAUAAUCUAAACUAGCUCUAACCCAAAAUGAUCACAUUUCAUCCUGGAGGGACUUUGAAUAUUUGUGCUAAAUUUCAUGGCAAUCCAUCCAAUGGUCAGCCAAGUCACCAAUGUCAUUAUGAUUCAUCCUCUGGGCAACAUGGAUACCUUUAAUAACACAUUUCAUGGCAAAUGAAUUGGGUGAUUUCAGUCUGGACCAAAAUAGUGGACCGGUAAAUGGCUGCCAGCACGGCUAAAAAGUCUUAAAGUAAGAAGCAAACGUGGUUAUGUUAUGAAUGUUUAACCAAACCACAAUCUUUCCCUAAACUUAACCAAAGUGCAUUUGUUGGCUAAACAUAACUCAGGAUGCAAACCUUGAUCUGUACUUUCAAAGUCCUGCCAUUUUUAAGCUCCCUCCACCAACUUCAGUGUCCUUUGUUCCCUGGAAACAAUGUUCACUGACCACAAUCCAGGCAGCAAUUACAUUCCCUCAAAACCAAACAUGGCAAAACAAAUGAGCAGAAUAUCAUUUCUAGAGGACAGCUACUAUAGCAUUUGAUGAAAUAUUUUUAAUCAAAUAUCAGGAUUCUUUAUAGACGUCUAAUUGCUUAAUUAACCUGAAUAUCAAUAUUUACUUUUUGUUCUAAUCUGCGUCUCAGUUUGCAGAUCGGAUUUUUCAUUACAGCGAUUACUAAUUCAAAACCAUCUAUUUCAUCCUAUUUGAUCUGGUCCCUUUGAUAUAAUGUCCUCUAAAGUUUGCUGUUUUUUCUCCUCUUCUACGUCGAUCCUCUCACAACUUUAACAUUUCGCCCUGACACAAGAAACACCAUAAAGGCCAAUCUCAGCAGCUCAAGUGCUGGACAUCAUAGUGAUCAUUUUUUUUCCCCUUUGCGUUUGAGAGGGAAAGGGUCAACUGGAGUGACGGGAGGGAGGUGGAUUGCCUUGAAAGACAAACAUCUCAGUGUCUGCCAACCUGCAAAUGGCCCCUGUGUUUAUUCAGCUGAGGAUUGGACGGCAGCCAGAGCAUCACUGUGGCAGACUCCUUCUUCCAUGGCAUAUGUGAGGGCAAUGCGUUGAAAUUUGCGUUUGAUACAUAACAAAUGAGAUGGUAUUGAACAGCAGGGGUGCUGGUAAGGCAUGGCUGGAUGAGGUACAGCCGGUAUGGUCGAGGGUAAGAGGAGGGAAGGGGGCACUGUGUUUCUGCCAAGAACCUUCCUCAUCAAACUAUUGUGUUAAGGGAAUUGCUUUUACUGAUUUAUGGCAGAAAAACAUGGCAGAAAAAACACAAAGUACCAGACAAAUCAGUGAUUUAUUGUUAUCUCCAUUACUGUACAAUGACAGGUUGAACAAAACUCCCUUUGACCAAAGGCUGGAUCUCUUCACUUCUCUGCUCUGAUCACCUGUCUGUGUCGAAAAUGCUAAUAACCCUCAAAGCAGCCGCCUUUCGUUUAGAAAGCCUUUACAUCUUGCAUGCAAAAAUAUGCAUUCCAGCUUUAUUUUUAAUCCAAAUUUGCAACUUCCAAAUAGUAUUAACCUGGUGAUUAUACCAGCAAAUUUUACAUAUACACCUUUCAUCUUUCACCCACUUCAUGUGACCAAGACCUUGGUCUGACAAAACCAGAUAAAGUGGCAUUAUUCCAACUACGGGGUGAUAUUUACCACAUUCAUCCGGAUAUGUGACAUUGAGAGGGACAAGCAGAACCAGCGUGGCGAUUAAGGCCCUAUUAUCACCUGUGCCUCCAAGACAUCCGUGACUUUGCCACACAUCCGCAUGGGCAGGAAAUCUGUCGAGCUGCAGACUAGCAGUGACUUUGAAAUCAACCUCUUACGAUGAGUUGCAAUGUAAAGCACUUUGAAAAACUCAAGAUGGUGCUUACCUGAGCAGAUCAUCUGGCGUCACGACGCGUCUUUUUGGGGGUUGGUCGAUCACAUCCGUCAAAGUGUUUAGGCGGGUUCGUAUCAAGCGGAACAUUCUUUCAUCUUGCUUAAGGAGGAGUGUGGCGUUUAUGCCUCCAGCUAAGCUCUGAACUGACACCUUCCGUCCUGUUCGGUUGGCCUUAACUGCUGGUUGAUCAGCAGCUCUCAAAUUCAAUCAGAGUGGAACCUCGUGUCAGUGUCGGGGUUUUUAAUCCGAACCUUUUUACAACAUCGCGCUCAGUGAAACUCAAGUCGCAUUUGCAAGAAUUGGAAGAAGCUAAUCUGGAUAUUGAAAUUGAGUUCUUGAGGUUUUUUGAUUGGAAAGCCACAUUGUAGCAAUGUGUUGUUGUUGCUAUUCAUUAGGUGGCUAAAGCUUGUGUCAAUUCAAUGUUUUUACUGUUCAUGAAUGAUAGGAAUUCUGCCUCGUUCACACGGAAUAAAUGCAUAUAAUUGCUCCUUCAUGCUGUUUUUGAAGCAGCACUUCUCUCAAAAGGGCUUUUUAGUGUUGACAGAAACCACACAAUUGUUAUAAUUGGUGGGAUCUGUUAGCAAUAACUUACAUGUUCAGCAAUCACUAUUAUUUGAUGACUUGAAAGCGUUCAUAGCAGAUCGCACACAUUGAUUGGCUAAUAAUCACAUAAUGUUUCAGUGCCUGAAGACCUCAUCACUAUCAAGAGUCUGGUGCAACAAUUCUGGCUCUUAAUGAAAUCAUGUUUGUUCGUCACCAUCGCAUACCACCUCUCAUCUUAUAUGUAGCACCUAUUGGGAGGUGUAGACCGUCUCAAGGGAGACUGUGAAAUCCGUUGAGGCUUGUUGAUGGAAAAUGUGUCUAAGUUCCCAACUUGACACCCAUCUUCCGCCACCUCUGCUACUGUGGGAUCCAGUGUCUUUGUGUGGAAGGGGAUGUCACAGGUUACGAACCGACUUUGCUGCGGCUACUCGAGCAUAAACACAAGAACGCUUUCAUUAGGAGAUGUUCCCAUUUAAGGUAUAUAGGAUGACUGCAAUACAUGAUCAACUGUCCCCUGAUAGCACUGAUUACAGAGAGUUAAAUACAAGUGUGGAAAUGUUGUAGGUGGAUAAUUGUGUGCUUAGUGGAUAAAUGAAGUUGUAAAAGCCAUCUGGUACAUUUCAUUGUAAAAUUACGGAGCAUGGAGGUUUCUUUUGUUUCUAUUUACCUGAAAAGGAGUGAAAGGCCUUCAGGGUGUUUGUAGUAAGGCAAUAAAGACAUCUCACACGUGUAUUUAGCACCUAGUCUUGUUUCAUUAUGUGUGUUUACACACAGUGAAUUAUACUAUAUAAAUGGCACAGCGAGGAAAAAAAAAGAAAAAUCCAGACUCCCUGACCUCUUUCCAGGAACCAACCAACAGGGAUGGUUUUAAUGCCACAACAUGAUUUGUAUUUUUACAUUUGCUUUACAUAUGAUUAUGUUACAUAUUUUCCGUUCGCAAUUACAAUCAGGUUGCAUUGCAGGGUUAGAUGUAAUCCCAAAGUAAUACAAAUUCAGCUCACCGCUAAUGAUAUUCAUGAGUUGCAGCGUGCCCCAGUGCUCUGCCUGUAGCUUGUACCUAUUGUUAAGCCUUCCUAUCUCCCCCUGAGGUAUAGGCUAGUGGCAACAUUUAAGUAAAUGACAUAAUCUACACUUAUGCAUAGCGUAGAAAAGCCGCCAUUGAAAUUGAAAGUAUUCCAGGCCAGCUUCUUAAUGUUUGCAUCAUAUCACAUGUCUUCGUCUUCUAAAAUGUGGCUCGGGAAUAGAAUUGAACUCUUUAAAUUAUAAGGUCUUCCAUGAUUAGAUAAAAGACUUCAAAUUAUUCUGAAAAAACUACGCUCUACUCUUCUUUUUCUUUCGAAACAUCAAAGCGGCUCAGUCCGUUGUUAUCCUUCAUGUCAUUAUCAAGAGCUUUUCUAAAGGACAUGAAGACUAUGUCACUGCCUGCCAUUUAACAUAAGACAAUAACCUCCUUAAGUACAAGGCUAAGUCUCAGCUCUGCCUGCAUUAGGCAAAAAAAAGGCUUGUGUAAUUAGUCGUGCACUAUAAAUCAAGUGGUGUGAAUCUAUUUCGCCAUGGCCUAAUUGAAAGUGCUCUCUUUUUUUCGGGGGCGCUGUAGUCGGACACAGAGCUCCAUCGGAUGGUGAUAGAUGUGGAAUCCAGCACAAACAGUUUGAACCAGUCAGGCCGUGAUUGAUCAGUACCCUCUGGGAUGUCGGGUGGAUCUUUCUCCUUCAAGCAGAAGAUAAAAGCCUUAACGACUCUCCAGUCUUGUUGUACCUUCCAAUUGUGUGUUUGUGUGUGUGUCUCUCUGUGUGUCAGGGUUUCAUUAUUUCGCAGUGUUUGACCUUGAAGGUUCUGUGUGCAUUUGAGCUGUGAUGUCUCAAUGAUUUCUCUUUUAAGUGCCAAAAUGUGUCUUUUAUGCACUAUUGAUGCUGCUAUACACACACUACAUUACUGCCCCAUGGAGGAGGCUAUUUGCAUGAAAAUUUAGUUGAUUUAUGACUGGAUUCUAUAGCAUUUUCUAUAAUCACCCGGCACAUUUUUGCAGGGGCUUAGUAGUGGCCGUAGUGA